Podarcis muralis (Common wall lizard) is the source of this 8943-nucleotide messenger RNA. RefSeq names its product xenotropic and polytropic retrovirus receptor 1 (gene XPR1). NCBI's taxonomy places the organism in Eukaryota, Metazoa, Chordata, Lepidosauria, Squamata, Lacertidae. Gene Ontology annotation, cellular component: plasma membrane; cytoplasm; Golgi apparatus. Gene Ontology annotation, biological process: cellular response to phosphate starvation; phosphate ion transport. Gene Ontology annotation, molecular function: phosphate transmembrane transporter activity; inositol hexakisphosphate binding. The record is from RefSeq and is a predicted model, not a curated record.
CGGCGCUGAGGAGACCCUGAGCGAGGCGGGGACGAGCGGCGGCGCGCUUUCGUGCCUGUGGGCUGCUGCUGCUGCCGGGAAGGGCGGCGCGCGUGUGCCUGUCUGAGGGGUCUCAUGUGCGGCGGAGGCGGCGGCGGCGGUGGUCCUUCGCCCUCAGGAGGAGGAGAAAGAGGCGCCUCAUCCCGGCGCUGCGUCCGCUGAGCCGGCUCCCCGGGCGGGCGGGCGGGCAGGCGGCAGGAUGAAGUUCGCCGAGCACCUUUCCGCGCACAUCACCCCGGAGUGGAGGAAGCAGUACAUCCAGUAUGAGGCUUUCAAGGAGAUGCUGUAUGCUGCUCAGGACCAGGCCCCUUCUAUAGAAGUCACAGAUGAAGACACUGUAAAAAGGUAUUUUGCCAAGUUUGAAGAGAAAUUCUUUCAAACCUGUGAAAAGGAACUUGCCAAAAUCAACACAUUUUAUUCAGAGAAGCUUGCCGAAGCUCAGCGCAGGUUUGCUACACUACAGAAUGAACUGCAGUCUACUUUAGAUGCCCAGAGAGAAAACAGUGGUCUCACCACUCUGCGGCAACGUAAAAUGCCAGUCUUCCACCUGUCCCAUGAGGAGCGUGUUCAGCACAGGAACAUCAGAGACCUGAAACUGGCCUUUAGUGAGUUCUACCUCAGCCUCAUCCUACUGCAGAACUAUCAGAACCUAAACUUCACAGGAUUCCGUAAAAUCCUCAAGAAACAUGACAAGAUCCUGGAGACUCCCCGAGGUGCAGAUUGGAGAGUUGCACACGUUGAAGUGGCACCGUUUUAUACUUGCAAAAAAAUCAACCAGCUCAUCUCUGAAACAGAGACAGUGGUGACUAACGAAUUGGAAGAUGGAGACCGACAGAAAGCUAUGAAGCGGUUACGUGUUCCACCACUGGGAGCUGCACAGCCUGCCCCAGCAUGGACUACCUUUAGGGUCGGGUUAUUCUGUGGAAUAUUCAUCGUGUUGAAUGUUACAGUCAUCAUUUCAGGUAUAAUUUUUCUGAAAGCAUUGAACGUGUGGCCACUCAUAAGAAUCUAUCGAGGUGGCUUUCUCCUGAUAGAAUUCCUCUUUCUCCUUGGGAUUAACACAUACGGCUGGAGGCAAGCUGGAGUGAAUCAUGUCCUCAUCUUUGAGCUCAACCCUCGCAGUAAUUUGUCCCAUCAACAUCUCUUUGAGGUUGCUGGAUUUCUUGGAACAUUGUGGUGCCUGAGUCUGCUGGCAUGUAUAUAUGGUCACCCCUAUGUUCCUAUGCAGGCAAACCCACUUAUAUUGUAUGGAUUUAUGUUGUUGUUUCUCAUAAACCCUACCAAAACCUUCUACUACAAAUCCCGUUUUUGGCUGCUCAAACUCUUGUUUCGGGUGUUCACUGCCCCCUUCCAUAAGGUGGGCUUUGCAGAUUUCUGGCUGGCCGACCAGCUUAAUAGUCUGGCUGUGAUACUUAUGGACCUUGAAUACAUGAUUUGUUUCUAUAGCUUUGAGCUCCAGUGGGCAGCCAAUGAUGCAUUGCUGGCAGAUCCAGUUGGUCAGAUCUGCAACACCUAUGCCUAUGGAGUGCGAGCAGUUGUCCAGUGCAUUCCUGCGUGGUUGAGAUUCGUCCAGUGCCUGCGCCGAUACCGUGACACCAAGCGGGCCUUUCCCCACCUUGUUAAUGCUGGCAAAUACUCCACAACCUUCUUUAUGGUGACAUUUGCAGCCCUUUACAGCACUCAUAAAGCUCGAAAACACAGCGACUCCCAAGUGUUCUUCUACCUGUGGAUCGUCUUCUAUUUUGUCAGCUCCUGCUACACCCUCAUCUGGGACUUGAAGAUGGAUUGGGGUCUCUUUGACAGGAAUGCUGGCGAAAAUACUUUCCUGCGGGAAGAGAUUGUCUACCCACAAAAGGCCUAUUACUACUGUGCCAUUGUCGAGGAUGUGAUUCUGCGCUUUGCAUGGACUAUCCAGAUCUCUCUUACUUCCAUGCCAAUCCACCCUUACGCCGGGGAUAUCAUCGCUACUGUGUUUGCACCACUUGAGGUUUUCCGGCGAUUUGUGUGGAAUUUCUUCCGACUGGAGAAUGAGCACCUGAACAACUGUGGUGAAUUCCGAGCUGUCCGGGACAUCUCGGUGGCACCACUCAACGCAGAUGAUCAGACCCUGCUUGAACAGAUGAUGGACCAGGAGGAUGGUGUCCGGAAUCGUCAGAAAAACCGGGCCUGGAAGCGUAGCCAGAGUGUGUCCUUGCAUAGACCGCGUCUUGCUUCCCAGUCCAAGUCUCGUGACACCAAGGUGUUAAUAGAAGACACAGAUGACGAAGCAAACACAUGAAAUGUCCACAGAACCAAGUUCCGCAUCCCUUGUGUUCUCUCGCUUUACUACCUUCUCCCUGCCCCCCGCCCCACACAACCACCACCACCAACAACCCAACUUCUGGUAUAUUUCCAGCAGAAAACAGGAGAAAAAAUCUGAACACACUUUCUGAGCUCUUCCGGACCGGAUCCUAUGGACUCCAACAAGCUCACUGUGUUUCCUUUUCUUUUCUUCUGGUUUUAAUUUGAUUUCUUGUUUUUAAAAUAAAAAGGUUACUUCGUUUUGCCAAUCAGAGGGACACUUAUGGAAGGAACUGUCUUAAAGAUUGUUUUCAAUCGCUUCAAGGACAUAACAAUUUCGAUGAGGAAGCAUCGUCGGGACUCCCCGAGGGGACUCUACCGAGAACUCACUCAGUCUCUGCUCGGUCCAGUUUUGACGGGUUGAAGCUGGACCUGCAUUUUAAACUCUGGCUCAUGCUCUGGUUUUUGGUGUUCUCCUCCUUCAUAACCCAGCACCAAGGCACUGGUUGCACUUGCCGGGAAAGUGCACUUAGGGCAGUACCUUCAUUCAUGAAGCUACUUUUUAAUUUGAUGUGACUUUCUUAUAAUUUUUUGGAAAUACGAUGUAUUUGUUGCACAUAGUUUUCACAUUAUUUAUGAUAGUUGACAACUAUAUAAGAGAAUGGUUUCGAGUCCUGUGCAAUGAAGGUGGUAGCUCUCUUAAAAACAAGGCGAGUGGUGGGGGGGAGGGGACGUAGAUCCUGAAUCUCUCUUCCUGUGAGGUUACGCCCCUUUAAAAUACCUCUUUGACGAGAGAAUUUGCACCGCUUUGACCUGACUUUUUCUUUCUCUUUUUCCAUUUGAUUUCUUUUAAACCAAAGUUUCUCUUGUGGGUUUUACUUGCUGCUGCUGCUGCCGCUGCCGCUGGUCCCUCAGAAACCUGGGCAUGAUUUUAGCCGGAUCAUCCUUGUCUCUCUUUGGGUUUUUGUUUUUUUAAAUGUAGCUGUGCAGAAGUAGUACAAAUGAUCUUCAGCUUUCUGACGGAGGUUAAUCCCGUGCAGUUCCUCAGAUACCCGUGCAAAAAAAAGCCUUAGUUUGUAGAUUAGGAAAAGUUUUUUGCUUUAAUGAGCUGAGUCUUUAGGACAUUACCCUUUUAAACAGGGGAUACAUGCAUUAUUCCAUUUACUUCAGCUACAUAAUAGGAGUGAAACUUGGGAUUAAGUGAAGAAAUGGUCUGCCUUGUUGGGGAUACAGGAUGAUGCCUUCAUCAAUCCAAAUGGGGGUUAGGCAGACACUCAAGACCUUGUCACUUAGGUGAGUUGGAGACUGUGGUCUCGGAAAUUGGUAUUGCAAUAGAAAGGGCUUUUUAAUGCUUUAAAAAUAAUAAUAAUUAAAAAAAAAACCUUUUGCCAUACUUUGGCAAAUACUCUUCUGACAAUCACUGGCCAAGAACAUCCUCAGGUUAGCUUUCUUUUCUUUCUUUUCUUUUUAACCUAUCUACCCCAAAUCCUGCCAAGCUUAGUGUUAGACCUGACUUCUGCAAGUAUUAUAUUAAGUGGCACUGCUAAUGGGAGUAAGGGUAGAUGGCCAUACAGUUUAGAAAAUUCUUUAGGAAAAGUUUCCAGCUUGAUUUUGUUUUAAUCCACGUUGGCCUCCAGAGCCCAUAGGAUAGAGCAGCAUGAAUGUCUUAAGAUGACCAUAUCCACCCCUCGUAGUCGCAAGCCUUGUUGUGUAUGCCACGCAUUUGUGCUUAAUGUUAGCAAACGAAAUCUUAUUUGUGCUCUGUUACACAGUGUGUGCGUAUGUGAGGUCAACACCAUAUAGUGGGGAAGCUACUAAAUUUCCCUGAACUCUGUCUCUAUUCCAAGACUUCACAGCAAGGACUGUGUUGUCUCUCUCUCUCUCUUUUUUAGCCAUUUCAGGUUGUAACUUCUUGCUAGUUCCUUUUCUCCUGCGGAGUCGUCUAGAGUCUGCAGAUCAGAGGCACACUUUUAAGCAAAGAGGGUUCCUCCUCCUUAAUCCUUACCCCCUUUUUCUUAGUUGAUAAUUGUGUCCCUGCUUACCUAUUUAUUGCCCACUUAUCUUCUCAAGCCAUUCAUUUUGUAGGGCAACUGUGGCUUAAAAAAAAAAAAAAGUAUUCAUAACGUGCCUGUAUCCCAGAGGAACUAGAGACUGGAAUCUGCUACUCUUCAACAGAGCAAAAUAAGUCAGCAAAACAGUGGCUGCAAAUUAGGGCCUCUUAGCAGGCAGAAGAGUGAGUCCUAGAAUCACAGUCACUUGUAUUGUGCUUUAGCCUAUCAAGAUAAUUGCUGGGAGAACUGCAAAAAAAACCCCACAAAUUUUAACAUGAUGGAUGGCCAGGGAGAGAGGUGUGUGGACGUUGGUAGAAAACAUGGGAGUUGUGCAGUGUGAGUUCUUCUGCCCAUUUGGUAUUCGAAAACCAAGCUACUCCAAGAGGAAAUAAUUCUGAGAACAGUUUUUAACAAUAGACCCUACAUGUCCUCCUGGGGUUCAGAAGCUCCAGCCUAGCCGUGCUGCCUUUCUCAGACAAGAUGCAUUUGCAAUUAAGGAGAACCUUUGAGAUAUUUCAAGGGUUUUUGUUUUGUUCUCUUUUUUUCUAUUCCAGGGGUCGGCUUUGUUUUGUUUGUAUUUUACUUACGAAAAUAGUUGAUUUUUUAAUUUUUUUAUGCAGAAAUCUGGUUGUUAACUGAUAAUUACCGCUGACUGUCUGAGAAUAAUGGUGACUAAUUAUAAAAGUUAGGAAGAUUAACGGCGCGAAAGGAUCAACGUAGCCUUGGGAUGCUGGUCUGAGCAAAUCAUGUGUCACCUCCCAAAGCAAUGCAACGCUUCUUAAGCUAGCGUAGAAAGAACUUGGCAGAGAGGUUUGAAAGUACAAGGGUAGAGUAGGAGGAGCAGUCAGUCGCUGGAGAAUUCUCAGCAGCCCAUGGACUCAGGUAGGAUGAAGGGAAAGGCUUUAUCUGGAGGCAGCUGAUAGUUAUAAAGAGAACUGAAAACAGUGUCUGGCAAACGUCAUUGGCCUUAGGAGCACAUGCAAAGUUUUCUACGCUUUGUCAUAGCGUCAUCUCUGGCCAAACUGGCCUUGUGGGUUUCUGCAGCAUUAAAAACUUGAAAAGCCUUGCUCACCAGAGGUGAUAAUAGGAAUGGAACGUGCCACAGGCAAGAGUGCCCCUUUUAUGCUGCUAUCAGUACUCUGAAAAAAAAAGCUAUUAUUAGCAGCGGGAUGCAUCCAGCUUAUCUGGAAACGACUGCACAGCUGGUCCAGACCUUGUGUCUAUGGGAACCCUUAAUCAAUUCUUGUGGGCAUUGCAUUGUUGCAUUUGAUUCUGAUACAGAGGGAUAGUCUUCACUCUCCCAACAUUAAUGACGUUCUCAGAAGAAGGCAAAAUUCAAGACUACUGUUUGGAGUGGCAGGUUUUACCAGGAAGCCCUUACAGUCUUUCUUCCAGCGGUGGUUUAGUUGCUGUAAUGCCUUGGGCAUUCCAUUCCAGUAUGGAUUUUAAAAAGAAUGGGAGUUUCAGUACUAACUCGGAUUUCUAUAUGUAACACACGAACUAGGAGAUUGCAGGUCUUGCCAGUACUGGAAUUCCUUUCCAGAUUACAUAUCAAGCAUGCUAGGCUAACUGUGGACAAGAUCCUUGACUUCCUGCUUCAGGUCUUUUGAAAUGAGUCACUCAUGCUUCUGGAAUCGUUUUUAAAAAGAGCCUCUUCUCUGAAUUUCUUAUUUCGUUCUUACAGCGGUCAGUGCAGAGUGGGAUCCACAGCUGUGCCAGAAAGGUGGUGUUCCCUGAACCCCUCAUUUUAAAAAAAACCAGCUGGUUUAAAUUUAAAGAUGGAAUAUUGGGACUGCCAGGACACAGCUUCCUCCUUCUUGAAUUGAAAAGGCUGUCUUUUGAUGGAGACAUGCAGUGGUUCUCCCCCCCCCCAAAAAAAAGGACAUUAGGAGAAUGUUGCUUCUGGUGUGUUUACUCAUUCCACUUCCACCUCUAAUCAGCAGUCUAAGGGUUUUAUUAAUUGGUAAAACAUGUUAAGCCUGAGGUGACACAGGAACAAGAAAUGACUUUCGGCUGUCUUUGAAGCUUGUUCAUCUCUAGCUUUUGUUUCAGCAGCCUCUAAACUUAGGGUGGUCUUCCUCUCUGCAACUUUCUUAGGUGGAGCUAUGUUAGAAAAAUCGAGAUACAGUAUGUGGCUUAAAUGAAAGCAGGUUAGUGAUAUUUGCCUUCUGCCUACCAUGGGCAUUUUAGAAGCAUCUUGUGUGAGAAUGUGCAGAAAGACUUUGCUACUUUGGCUUUCCUUUUUAAAAAGGGGUUUCCCGCUUUCUUGUGUUUGAGCAAACGGAGGAAAGGUUUGUCUCAAAUCAUAGGACCCCCAGCUGUCUUCUUUCCCUCCUUCUCCAUGGUGGUUCCCAGGUCAUGGAGAGCAGUAGGAAUUUUCCUGCACCUCUAGAACCAGGAUUCAAUUAUUAUUUUUUUCAUACAAUAAAGGUAGGUUUUGAUAAUCUUUCAGACCAUGCUUGCUAUCCCUGUUGAUCAGUUUUCUUGACUGCCACAAGCAAGCAAGCUCUGCAGAAAAAUGAGCAGCAUAUCUCCAUUUGGUGCUGCAUUUUCCACUUGUAUUCAGGAGAAGUUCUGUGGUUCUGGAUUCUAGGGGUAGGAAUGCCCAGUCUCCCUUACAAACUGCCUGUUGUUUGUCAGGACUUGACACUGAUAACAAGCCCAAACAGGGGACAGACUUCUUUCUUGUUUAGAAGCUCUGUUGCUUUCAAAUUGUGUUUCUUGGAACACUGGUGCUCCUUAAGUAGAAAGUCAGUAGUUGCAGGAAUGGUUCCUCGAAAUAGAAUUUGUCAGCUAUUAUUUCUCUUUAGUGUACUGCUGCUGAGAGCGGUUACAUGGGGCAACAGGAGGUCCAGCGUUCCUUGCCAACAUCCAUUGUAAACUGUCCCCUAAAGCAUAUGCCCCAGAACCAAAUGCAGAGUACAGGAAACCCACAGCGACGAGGUUCAACAAAGGGUAGGUUUGAAAACACUGAUCUAGAUCUUCCCAAAGAUACAAAUGAUUCGGUUUUAACAUGUGCGUUUUCCUUCGCAUGGAAACAUUACCAAGGAGGGCCACAGAUUUUCAUUGCCAUAAGUAAACUGGGGCAGAUAAGAUGUGUUCCAGGGGGGCAACAUUGCUACUGUGAUAAUCCCCUACUCCCAUAAGAAUGUUGAGGAAAGCCAAAGUUUUCUGAGAUUCAUCCGAGGGAUAAAUUAAAAUGCCUAAUUUUAGACAUUGCAAACUGCCCCUCUCGUGAUUGGUUGCUGGCAGGAGGUGGGGUAGCAGUGUCUGUUGCAGCUACACAAGGCAACUGAACCCCUUUACUGUGACGACAGACCUCAUACUUUAUGAGCACCAAACUUGGCAGGGUGGGGAACAUGACCCUCCAGGUAUUUCCGGACUACAGCUCCCAUCAUCCCUUGACCAUUUUGUGUAGGGCUGAUGAGAGUUGGAGUUCAACAACACCUAGAGGGCUAUGAGGCCCCUAUCUCUGCUUGACCAGAACUGAUAUAUCCUUUUCACCUGCAAGCAGCUGAUCAGCCAUGCGGAGAAAGAAAUUGCUUGGCCUUAAAUACUGGAGCUUUGGGCUCAGCUGGCUAAUGAGAGGGGGAAAGGAGAGGAAGACCUCAUUGAUCCGGAAGGGAAGGGUCAUUUCCAUAAUGCUAAUAUCUGUGUCCAGUGUCUUUUUGCCGCUCUUCUAUUAAAACUCUCCCCAUAAAUGUGACGAGCCCAAAGAGAUGUCACACAUUCUGGGGCAAGACUGAUGAACCUACUACUCCAGUAGCGCUAUGAAAAAGCAACCAGGGUGCUUACAGUUUCUGAUUGCAGGGUGUGUAAUUUGGCAAACCCAAGCCUUCGAUUGAGAAAAGUUUUUUUUUCUUUUUUUGCGCUGCCGGAGUAGUUGUGGGUAAAGGGAGCUGCAGGGUUGAUAAUUCGACUGGAAAUGUAAUCCUCUCGUGCCCAUACAGGCUAGUGGAUGAGCCUGCUUACCAAUCUAUACGAUAAAUCCCCUCCAACCUAUUUAGCUUUAUACUGUGUAGAUUCUUCUUACGGUGCUUGGAGGUGGCAACGAACUUUUCGUUCACACCUUUGCCCUGCUCUUCCUCAUUCCCAUUCCUCUACACCCUUCCAGUGUGUUGGUCUACAUGAUGAUUAUAUAAAGUUUGAAGCCCUGAGCUAUAGGUGUCAAAAGUAACUAUGGAAUGUGAUUUAGUCCUCUUGUGGGUGCUUUUCUCUUUACUUUCUUCCUUUCUCUAUCCCCUUCUCCACUCCUGUUUUGGCUCAGUGGAAAAGGUGAGGACAAAGACUUGCCGCUUGCUUGGACUCAUGAUGAUGUUAUCCGUGAUUGCGCUAUUAGCUGUUUCCUUCUCCUCCCCUCCCCCCCCCAAAAUGGAUAUAAGACUUUUCUGAAGUGUGGAAUUAACUUUCUUGAUAGGUAGGUUUAAAAAAAUGCACAAUGUGGUACUGUUUCAUAGUUCCUAGAUGGUUGUAUAAAAAAAAAAGUUAAUGUGGUUUGUGUUUUUAAAAGGAAAAAAAGUGAUUGGUUUAUUAAUCUGUCUUUUUCAUUAUUACAAGCUUUGUUUUCCAAUAA